Molecule: messenger RNA, 2132 nt
Organism: Zea mays
Lineage: Eukaryota; Viridiplantae; Streptophyta; Magnoliopsida; Poales; Poaceae
Product: Endonuclease/Exonuclease/phosphatase family
Exons: 5
Coding region: 705-1832 (375 amino acids)
Biological process (GO): double-strand break repair
Cellular component (GO): PML body; cytoplasm
Molecular function (GO): single-stranded DNA binding; 5'-tyrosyl-DNA phosphodiesterase activity
Source: RefSeq, a predicted model, not a curated record
AUUCAGAUCAGCCGUGACCCGCUAUUUCGAAUUCGAAAAGGCCACCAGGUGUUUCCUUUUAACUCCGCCGCCGUCGCCGCCGCUGCCGCAUCUUCGCCAGUUUUCCCCAAGCCACGACCAUGCCCUCCCCCUCCCGCUCGCCAACGACGCCUCCGGUCGCCUCGGAGUGGAGCUGCGUGCGGUGCACGUUGCUCAACCCUGACCACUCCGAUUCCUGCGUGGCGUGCGAGGCCUCGCGCCCAGUGGAGGUUGACAUCGACAGCCCCGUCGUCGUGGGCGCCGCCCUCGCGUUAGCCUCGCCCAAGCGGAGCCGGAGGAAGAAUGAACGCAGUGCCUCUCCUCCACCCCAGCGGUUUGGGAGGAAGAGGGAGCACGAUGCAUCGCCGGAGGUGGUCGAACUCUGCGAUAUUGCGGGAAAGGGGCCCGCCACCAAGAAAGGAAAUCUUGAGAUUUGUUUGGAUAAGAAGACCUUCAAAAUCAUGACAUACAAUGUCUGGUUCCGGGAGGAUUUGGAAUUGAGAAGUAGGAUGGAUGCUCUCGGGGAUCUUAUAAAGCAGCACUGCCCAGACUUCAUAUGCUUCCAGGAGGUUACACCAUACAUAUAUAUGCUUAUGCAAAAAUCUGACUGGUGGCAACAAUACACAUGCUUGUUGUCACAUGAGAAUGCUAUUCAGAUGCCGUAUUACUGCAUGCAGUGAAUUUCAAUGGCAACAAAUAGCGAGGCAUUGUCUGUCGGUCAAAGUAAUCACUCCUAUGACCCACUCAAAGAUCAGUCACGAAGGCCAAAGUCAAAUGAUCCAGGAUGGAAAUAUGCAUACUAUGUUGAGGCGGGAAAGCGAGAGCUGAUUCAAUGUGCUUUGUGCCCCAAACAAAUAAAAGGAGGUAUUAAGAGGGUGAAACAACAUCUAGCUGGUGGCUAUGGAGACAUUGUCAAGUGUCCUAACACUACUAGAGAGAUUUCUAAAGAGAUGAACGAAGCUUUGAAUAACGGGAAGCGGGCUAGGCCGUUGUACCUAGAUGACGAUGUAUUGGAAGAUGAAGCAGGACAAGAUGAUGAUGUCCAAGUUAUGGGAAGCAGGUCAAUGUCAGCAUCAUCCAAGGCUUCCUCAUGUACCGUGCCAAGUCCUGGAACAACUGCCAAAAGAAACAAAGCAAUUUUCCAAUUGAAGCCCCACCCAAUUGCAGCUCCAAAGAAGUUGUUGAACUUGAUCUGUUUCUUUUUAUACUAUUUGUUGAGCAAAAUGCCGACGAAGCCAUCUGACUGCAUCCCAUUUUCGAAUUCAACAAUGGGAAGAGAACUAUGCAUCGCAAGUGUUAGGACAGGAGAGAUCACAAAGUUGAUUUUGGCCACAACCCACCUCGAGAGCCCAUGCCCUGCACCUCCCAAGUGGGAUCAGAUGUAUAGCAAAGAACGUGUGGCUCAGGCAAAGCAAUCCCUGGAAAUUCUGGGAGGCUUCCCCAAUGCCAUACUCUGUGGGGACAUGAACUGGGACGACAAGGGAGACGGCCCUUUCCCUCUGCAGGAUGGGUGGACUGAUGCUUGGGUUGAGCUGAAACCUGGAGAGGAUGGCUGGACCUACGACACCAAGGCCAAUGGCAUGCUGUCAGGCAACCGCAAGCUGCAGAAGCGAUUGGACCGGUUUGUGUGCAAGCUAGCAGACUUCAAGAUGGACAGCAUUGAGAUGAUCGGGAAGGAGGCAAUACCUGGUGUCUCCUACUUCAAGGAGAAGAAGAUUCGGAAAGAGAACCAAAGGAUUGAACUGCCUGUCUUUCCAAGUGACCACUUUGGGCUUGUUUUGACCAUCACCCAGCAAAAGGAUGACAACGUCUGAACAACCGUUACACUGUCCACAUUUUAGUGAUUGCAGGACAUUUCAUGUUCUUUUGCGAUUUAGGAAUAUAGAGCGGUUCCACUGUCCACAUUUUAGUGAUUGCCUCUGGAUUUUGUAAAUUUGGUGGAGGCAUCAGUUUGCUAGGACGUGCAAAUGGUGGUAUUAUUACCAGAUGGCUACUUGUUGAUACCUGAUGCUUAGUUUCUUAUCAAACUUUGGGUUGGCUAAAAAACAUGCCCUCUCGAUGUCUUACUAUUAUGGCCACACGGAAAGCCAGUAAAAACACCUCUCAUUAAGUCA